Molecule: messenger RNA, 2019 nt
Organism: Eucalyptus grandis
Lineage: Eukaryota; Viridiplantae; Streptophyta; Magnoliopsida; Myrtales; Myrtaceae
Product: scarecrow-like protein 9
Exons: 2
Coding region: 1-2019 (672 amino acids)
Biological process (GO): regulation of DNA-templated transcription
Cellular component (GO): nucleus
Molecular function (GO): DNA-binding transcription factor activity; sequence-specific DNA binding
Source: RefSeq, a predicted model, not a curated record
AUGGGAGCCUUGUAUCCUUCUGAUGGGUUCCAACCGGACGAUCAGUCAAUAUCUGCUGUUGUAGACCAGUGUUUAGUUUCUAGACCGACUUUUCAAAGCGCACCUGACAGAUGUGGAGAGAUGCAUCAUUUGGUUGAUGUUGCCCCAUUUUCAAAUGAAUGUCGUGAUGCACCGGACACCGAAGAGACUGAAUUCUCCGAUGCAGUCUUCGAGUACAUAAGUCGCAUACUCAUGGAAGAAGACAUAGAAGAGAAGACAUGCAUGCUUCAAGAUUCUUUGGAUCUAUUGUCAGCUGAAAAAUCCUUUUAUGAGGUCCUCGGCAAAAAGUACCCGCCUUCACCUGAGCCAAGUCGCACGAAUUGCAUCACCUACAAUGACAAACACUCGAAUGACAGUCUCUUAGACGGCACUAGAUAUACUAGCACUAUUGGCAGUAGGAAAACCGGAUACUAUGCCAGUAUCGGUCAGGUUGAAAAUCCAAGCAAUUAUGGUACAAUGAGGUUUGAAAGAGAUAUUGGUCCACCGGCGUUUCAACCUAAUCAAGGGGGUAAUGCAGAGAGGCCUGACUUGUGUAGUGAGAGCCGAUUCGAACCACACGGAAAGAUUGACAAAGUGGACCGCCUCGGUGCAUUGAAGAGAAAAGAGAGUCUCCAUAUGGAGGAAGGAAACAUGGAAGAGAGAAGUAGCAAGCAGGCUUUUGUUCAUGAAGAAUCCGUACUUCGCUCAGAUGCUUUCGACGCCGUUCUACUUAACAUCCAAGGGGAGGGCCUGGCACAUCUUAUGAAUCUCCGUGCAUCGUUGAAGCACAGAGUGAACGAAAUCGCACACAAGAUCGAAGAGCCCAAAGGUGGCAGAGGUCACGGCAAGAAGAAAAGAGGGAAAGUGGAGGUAGUCGAUGUGAGGACGCUCCUCAUCCAAUGUGCACAAGCUGUGGCAUCAAAUGAUCAUAGGAGCGCAAAUGCUCUGCUGAAUGAGAUCAGGAAACACGCCUCGCCUUUUGGCGAUGGGACCCAGAGACUCGCUCACUACUUCGCUAAUGGUCUUGAGGCGCGGUUGGCCGGCACAGGCAGCCAGAUAUAUAGAGGCCUCGUCAAUAGGAAAACAACAGCAGCUGAUAUGCUGAAUGCGUACCACCUGUAUCUUGCAGCUUGUCCAUUCCAAAGAUAUUCUAAUACCGUCUCAUGCAGGAUGGUAAUCGAUACAGUGGCGGAUAAGAUGAGGAUUCACAUCAUCGAUUUCGGCAUUCUUUAUGGAUUCCGAUGGCCCACUCUGAUUCAGCGCCUUUCCCGGAGACCUUGUCCACCGAAGCUCCGGAUCACCGGUAUAGACCUGCCUCAACCCGGAUUCAGGCCCGCACAAAGAAUCAAGGAAACGGGUCGGCGCUUGGCAAAUUACGCUGAAAGUUUCAACGUGCCGUUUGAGUACAACGCCAUUGCGAAGAGGUGGGAGUUCAUAGAACUAGAGGAACUCAAGAUCGAUAGGGACGAAGUGACUAUAGUCAACUGCAUGUUCAGGUUCGAGAACUUGUUCGACGAGACCGUCGCGGAAGAAAGUCCGCGAGACAUUGUCCUCAACCUGAUAAGAAGAGCCCAGCCGGAUCUCUUCAUCCACGGUGUUAUCAACGGGAACUACAAUGCCCCGUUCUUCGUCACUCGGUUUCGGGAGGCUUUGCAUCACUUUUCUUCUUUAUUCGACAUGCUUGACACUAUAAUACCCUGCGAAAACCAGGAGAGGAUGCUGAUCGAGAAGGUUACGUUGGGGAGGGAGGCGUUGAAUACGAUAGCCUGUGAGGGAUGGGAGAGAGUGGAAAGACCGGAGUCGUACAAGCAGUGGCAAUUACGCAACAUGAGGGCCGGGUUUGUGCAGGUGCCCUUAAGCAGGAGGCUAGCGCAGUUCGUAUUCAACAAUAUCGCUUCGCGCUACCACAAAGAUUUCGUCGUAGAUGAAGUCGGCAAGUGGCUGUUGAUAGGAUGGAAGGGACGGUUUCUAUACGCCUUUUCUACUUGGAAACCGGCAUAG